CAUCACAGCACCGACGCCCCUAGCCGCGACUUUCACUCAUAACGACCUCUCAUAUAACAACAGCACCUCUCAACCCUCGCUUAAUACCUGCCUCAGGCGACAGACACACUGGCAAACACCUACUACAAUCCCAUGGCCGCUGCCAGCGCCCAGCCAAUUGCUCUUCCCUCUACUUCCAGCAAUAAUCAGCAUGACAUUACGAUGAACCCUGGCUCCUUCGGGGCUCAGAGCGGUUCUUUCAACGCCAGCUCGUAUGCCCGUCGCUUCAUCAGCUCACCCAUCUCCUUCCGGGCUGGGUCCUUCGGAAGUCGUUUCUAUCCUGGCGUCUCACCAGGACAGCUUAUGGGUCCCCUAGACCCCAAUGAUUUUAGAUUUGGCAAGCUGGCUUCGUCGAUCGAAAGUGAUCGCGGUGCGUCAAUCAUGAACGCAUUGAACGACCUCCAACGUCAGGAGGAGCUGUGCCGUGACUACCAGUGCUGCGGCGUCAACCUCAACGAUAUGCACGCUCUGGUUGAUCAUUUCGAAGAGUGCCAUGUUGUCGUCGUCGACCCAUAUGCGCCACAACAGUCUUACCAGAACGUGCCCGCGGGCGUGUCUACCAACGGACAGCCGGCUGUCCCUUACUUCUCUGACGUCCCCUCGGCCCAUGUGGCCCCCUCGUAUAACCAAGGUUCGUUUGACCCAGACGAUAUGGAGCUUGACAUGGAGAGUACGAGUGCUCCGUCGAGUGGAUCUUCGUCACCCCCCGACACGCCGAUUUCGACACCUCUUUCGUCUUACCCUUCCAUACAUCCUCAGCAGGCGUUGCCGAUGUCCUCGUCGCCGGGUGGCUCGCGACCCAUCUCUGCAUUCGACACCACUACCGUGAUGCCCUCGCGUACCGGUGUCGCGUCGCUUUCCGUUGGCUUCCCACCGACGCGCUCAUCUGGACCUUCGGUCGCUUCGCGCACUGAGGAUGCCUUCAAUGCCUACGCUGGCUACUCUGAUUACUCGUCCCUCAUGCCUGGCACGAACCCUUCAGCGGUCCACAGUGUUGACGAUCAGCAGAACUUCUCGGGUGCCUACGCCAGCCGGCCAGGAUGUGUCCCACCUGCGCUUCUUCUCAAUAGCAGCGCUACCACUCCGGCGAGCACCCCCGACCAUUCUCGGGUCGCUUCUCCUGUCUCGGGUCAGAAUUUGACGUAUCCGAUCCAGCCCGCUAUCGUCCCAGCAGCCUCGUCGUCUACGCAGGCGUCCGCCUCGGCUUCGUCUUCUCAUAACGCCCCGCAGACGCCGCGUGCAAGCACGACACUCUCCCGUCCCGCAACCUCGCUCCUCUUGUCGAAGCCGUUCAAGUGCCCGAAGCUAAACUGCAACAAGUCUUACAAGCAGGCAAACGGCCUCAAGUACCACAUGACCCAUGGCUCGUGUAACUUCGCGCCGCCGAAGGAUCUGGAGCAGCUCCAGCAGCUUCUCGCCUCCAAGCGGAGUCAGAAGAGUGACGAGGGUGAGCCGCUUAGCGAUGCUGAGCUGCGGGAAGUUGAGAGGGAAGCCGAACGUCGUGUCCGUCCCUACGCCUGUGGUGUCGGCGAUUGCCAGCGUCGCUACAAGAACAUGAACGGCUUGAGAUAUCACUACCAGCACUCCGGCGACCACGGCGCGAUGGGUCUCGCGCUUCUGGCCAGUGGCCAGCACGAGUGUCUCCAGCACACUCGGUCUCACUCUAGGCACGUCACGCCUGCCAGCUCGAACCAGACUUCUCAGCGCUCUUCGCCUCUUGCAACCUCGGGUGCGACGCAAGCGCAGUCUGCGUCAACUUACAGUCAGAAUGCCAACGCUCCCCCGUCGUAUCAGACGUCCACCAUGCAUCCACCCACGUACACCCUGCAGCCGCAGCAGGUCAUGCCCCAGUCUCAGGGCCAGCAGUCUCAGCAGCAGCAGACCGCGCCGAUGCAAAUGCAGUACAUGAUGCAAAUGCAGACCCAGCAGCGGCGAUCGUCAUGACGGAUCCCCCUGAGGCGAAAUUGGGCGACUGAAGCCGUUGUAACACUAUCUCACCUUGUACCCUUGCGUCGACGCGAAAGACUGUCAUCUUGCACACGACGUGUGGCUAUUGAAAUUGGCCCGGGCCCGGGCGAAGUCGCUGGAUUUUCUUCACCUCACUCUUCCCUCACCACGACGCGACAACGCUUGGCUGCUCUUACGCCAAAAGUACAUAUCCCCUAUAAUUCCUCGCCUCUCGUCUCCACUGUUGUCGAAUCAUAUACAUCUCUGUAUUUUUCCUUACCGUUCUACUCGGGCUCGACUCAUACAUAUGCUGAGUCGACAUCAUGGAAUCCGGUCUCGCGCUUUUGUCGUUGUCUCUUCCUUCUUCUUUUCCCUUCCCUCUGCUUCUGCUUCGACAUGUUACAUAUUACAUACCUAAUGCGCUUCUUGCUCCCAAAAAGUUUCGCUACAGUGUUUUCUUCCUGUAGCUCUGCCCACCGUCACAUAGUCGAUAGACCUGGCUGUCAUUCGCACAAUUAGAUCAAACCUCC
This is a messenger RNA of Phanerochaete carnosa HHB-10118-sp, 2516 nucleotides long. RefSeq lists its product as uncharacterized. Lineage: Eukaryota; Fungi; Basidiomycota; Agaricomycetes; Polyporales; Phanerochaetaceae. Gene Ontology annotation, cellular component: nucleus. The coding region runs from base 133 to 1983 and encodes 616 amino acids. The record is from RefSeq and is a predicted model, not a curated record. The transcript has 4 exons.